AUGGGCGCUUGCUUUUCCACGGUCACCAAAGUGAACGGCGCGACUGGCGGCAAAGCCGCUUCGGCCGCCGGCAAUCCUCAGGGCCAGCAGCAGACUCACAGACCUCGGGAGGCGCAGAGGAAUCUUCCUCAGCCCCAGCAGCAAAAUCAGAAGCAGGGUCAGAAUUGUCAGCGGGAUAAAGGGCAGGAGAAGAGGACGGUCGGGGCGAUUCCAUACGGGAAGAGGACGAACUUCGGGUAUGAUCGGGAUUUUGAGAGCAAGUAUACCACUGGGAAGCUCUUGGGCCACGGUCAGUUUGGAUACACCUUCGUCGCCACGCAGAAGGCGAAUGGAGACCGGGUGGCUGUGAAGAGGAUCGACAAGAGUAAGGUAAAUCAAUUGAUCUCUAGCCCCUUUGUGAUAGAGGUUUCAAAUGGCAGAAGAUUUUGCCUCUCGCUGUGUUUGUUGGACGAUCAUCUUGUUUGCAGAGAUCCCGUAAAAAAAAAAAGAAAAAAAAGAAAAAAAAGAAAAAAAAGAAAAAAAGAAGAAGUUUGCUUUCAACUAAAUACAGAUUCCGAUUGAGCUGUUUCUACUUUCUUCCUGCCCGGACGAUGCUGGAUUUCCUCCCAGGUUUUGAAAGGAUUUCAAAGGUAUCUGAAGGCUGAAGUCACUCGGGCACCAACCAGACAGUGUUUAUGAAGUUAGUUUGGCAUAGCUUAAACAAAUGUAGAUGGAAACAAUUUUCGUUCUGCAAAUGAGAAAUAUUUUCUUGGAAAUACUGAAUUUUUUCUUCGAUUGAUUCAAAUUCAUGGAAUCUUUUUUACCGGGUGCUGGCUAUUCAGAUCAUAAUUUAGGUUGCAGUUCUUUCAGGAUAACUAUGAUGUGAAAUGAUGAGUGCAGGGCAGUGAUCAUCACUCUAGUCUAUGAAAUAUAAUCUACUUGAUAGGUCAACUGGCCAUUUUUUCCAUUUGUGGCAGAUGCUUCACAGUGUUGCAGUGGAGGAUGUGAAAAAAGAAGUAAAGAUAUUGCAAGCUCUCACGGGUCAUGAGAAUGUUGUGCAAUUCCACAACGCCUUUGAAGAUGAUUCCUAUGUGUAUAUAGUCAUGGAGUAAGUUUUUCAAUCUACAUUUUAUGAAAAAGACGGAAAGUGUUAUGUUCGAGUUAAAUAAAUUUACAGUACACGUUGAAAAAUAGAUGCUAAAUAAUUUUUCAAAACAUACCUUUUAUAGAAGGCUGGAAGACUCCACUGGAGCAUGUCGCAUCAUAUACCUUUUCAUCACAAUAAUGGUCCGCUUUUUAAGAUUUUGUUUGACUAGAGUUUGAGCUCUUUUUCUGUUUGUUUUCACAAAGUGAACUCUCAAAUUCAUGUUACCUGGCAUUCUCAUUUUCUCUAAGAAUAGUCUCAUAUAUUUAUUUUAUAAAUAAACCUAUGAUUAUGAUGAUGGGCCUAAUUAACUCCACUUAUAGCUCUUUGACUAUGAGUUGAGUGGAUGGGCCAAUACUAGGAAUUGUCCUUCAUUGGUUGGUAUAUGUGAAAUAACCUUUUUGAACCUUUAGAUCAUGCAACUCCUUUAAGGGAAUAUCUCAUGCAUUUUUCACAGUUCUUGAAGUAUUAGAGGUGAUAAAUAGUGCUCUAUAGGUCACAUUAUACGGCAGCCGUCUGUCGAGCUCCAUUGGAUAUCCUUUUUUUAUGAAGUUUAUUUGUAAGUUUUGUGCGUUUCUGUUCAGAGUACCUCAACGAGCUCACUACUUAAAUUCCUUAGGUUAUGCGAAGGUGGUGAGCUGCUUGACCGCAUACUGGGCAAGUAAGAGCUUUCAACUCUUCUCAGUCUCUGUAAAUCUCCGUACAAAGAUAUUUCCCUCCUAAAAGAUUCAUGUAAAUAAUGAGUCACUGUACAGGAUCAUUUGAAUAUGCUGAAUGAAUGAAAUGAAAUGAUGUCUUCGAGUUUGUUGUUAGUUAUAUUUGAAUCGCAUAAAUGAGCAGUCUGCUGCUUAGAACAAGCUUUGAGAUGUUAGUAUGGUAAGUGCUAGAAAAAUGAAUGGACGAAGACCUAUGGCUACCUACAUGGCCACCAACUUCUUCACAUAUUUAUAGAGAGGAGAGACUUGAUGUCGGCCUAAUGACCAUGUACUAGCAUACUUGCAUCAUAGUGGGCCUAUUCUAGUAGACUUUCUAACAGUGAGAUUCACCCUGAGCAGAAAGGAUAGCCGAUAUAGUGAGAAAGAUGCCGCGGUAGUGGUGAGACAGAUGCUCAAAGUCGCAGCUGAAUGCCAUCUGCAUGGAUUGGUUCACCGAGACAUGAAACCUGAGGUAGAUUCAACGGCCUUUCAGAAAACGCUUGCUGGGUUCGUUCUAGCUACUGCUUGACAUUGAUGGGUCUCUAUUUGCAGAAUUUUCUCUUUAAAUCAUCAAAAGAAGAUUCACCACUCAAGGCGACAGAUUUUGGCCUUUCGGAUUUUAUAAAACCUGGUACGCAUAAGAAAGACUUGGUUUCAUGACAUGGCGGACGCCUUUUAAUCUCUGGUUGCCGUAUAGAACGUCCAAUUUAUCUGGAUAUUUGCAGACAGCUUGAGAAAAUUGAAAGUAAACACGAUGAUGAUGAUGAUGAUGAUGAUCAACACGGAAUGUCGCAGGUAGGAAGUUCCAUGACAUCGUUGGGAGUGCCUACUAUGUUGCUCCAGAAGUGUUGAAGCGAAAAUCUGGGCCUGAGUCGGAUGUCUGGAGCAUCGGCGUGAUAACAUACAUUUUACUCUGCGGAAGAAGACCAUUUUGGGAUAAAACCGAGGACGGCAUAUUCAAGGAGGUACACACAUCCAAAGCUGUGAUCUUCCAGUAGCUGUUAUCGAGUUAUUAGUUUGCAUUUGGUGAUCAGAAGCAUUUCGUGAACGUAUGAAUACUUGAAAAACAUACUGCCUCAUGCCACUGGAACUAUGAUAAAAUGCUUAAUAUUCCGUGAAAGAAUAAUACCAACUCCGGUAUUCUUAUAAGUCAAAUGGGCAACUAACAAUGGGAUAUUCAUUCGUAUGGAUCAUUGUGCAGGUUUUAAGGAAGAAACCUGAUUUCCGUCGAAAGCCUUGGCCUAAUAUUAGCAGCAGCGCCAAAGAUUUUGUUACCAAGCUUUUAGUGAAGGACCCACGCGCAAGACUCACAGCCGCUCAAGCACUGUGUAUGUAUUUAUAUGGGCUGUUCAAAGGAGACAUCCUCAGCAUGCAUGAAUUCAGAUGAUCAUAUAAUCAUUUAAGAAGGAGUGAUAUAAUACGUUGUAUUUCCAUCAAAGAAUCAUUAGAUGUUUUUUAUCUGUAAGCAACUUGCUUUUGCACUAUUCAUGUGACGACGUUCCCUCUGACAAUUUUUCACACAUCCUCAUCAUGGUGGGGCCUUUUCUGACAGUCUUCUUUUGAUGUAUACCCUGUCAGCUCACCCUUGGGUGAGAGAAGACGGUGAUGCAUCAGAAAUUCCAUUGGACAUAUCCAUCUUGAACAACAUUCGGGAGUUUGUGAAGUACAGCCGUUUGAAGCAGAUUGCACUAAGGGUAAAAAAAAAUAAUCAAUUUUUUUAAUUUUUUUUAUACAGCCUUCACCGAACUUGUACUGCAACAACAUAAAUUGGCAUGUUUUACAUCAAAAUUUCAAUGUUUUUUUCUGUCCAGGCGUUAGCCAGCACAUUGAAUCCUGAGGAAAUGGCCAAUCUCCGUGAUCAGUUUGAUGCAAUUGAUGUAGAUAGAAAUGGUGCCAUCAGCCUUGAAGAAAUGAGACAUGUGAGCCCUUGUCAUUUCCUUAUUUCAUUGGAAUUUCUCAAUCUAUGCUACCAUAUAUUCGAUCUUAAUGAAUAGAUGAUGGCAGUUUUUUUUUGCUGUAUGCACAUAAGUGAUCUUAUCCUGAACUGUAGCCAAUUUAAUCGAAAAAAAACACUUCUACUAAAUUCGCUCUGCUCCUGCCGAUAAACGUAACAGUGUGCUUUUGAGUUUUAUGUUAGUUUGGUUUGAUAAAACUGGGAUGCAUUCAAUGAUGAAUAAUGAUUUAGAUGCUUUUGAAAUGUUUUUAAGUAGGUAUACGAACCCUAGGCUGCAUUUUUGUAAAAAAUAUAAUGGCACUUUCCUGUUUAUUCUUCAUUGAAUCCUUGAAUAACUGGGAACACUUAUGAUGGUAUUUUAGUCAUAUUUUUAGCUUGGUUUCUAAAAUAUUUUACUAGACUCUAUUUGGUCCUUUUUUCUCUCUCUGGUUUAGCUGGAAACCUUUCUGAAAAUUUAUUUCAAAAGUUAUUUUGCAAUGAUUUUUUCGGUAUUUUUCUGGCUUAUUUUGGUUCAUCUAACUAGUUCUCCUUUUACCCAAGUUUAAACAAAUGGUUACUGAUCUGCAGGCUCUUGCAAAAGAUCUUCCGUGGAAGCUGAAGGAACCUCGAGUCACGGAGAUUCUUCAAGCCGUAAAACUCUAGCCACUAACCCUCUACCUUUCGCUGGUUUCCCCUCAGUCGGAGCUUUUACCUGUGAGAUCGAUCUUGCUUUCAACUAGGAAACAAAUCAAAUAGUCUUUUAUGUCUGUAUAAUAAUUAUUAUAUCCAAUGAUUAUGGUCCAAGGGCUUUAGAACUGUGGUAGAGAACAACAAUUCGACAGUUUUCAUGCAUAAUCUUUCUAAGGUUCACUUAAUCUGGCCCAUCAAGUUAGAGCUUUUUUUCUGGAAAAAAAUCAACUAAAUAAGAAAAUAUUUACCAUAAUCAUCUGGGGGAAAAAAAUUGAGAUGAGAUUGAUCAAAACGGUUUCCCUAGCUUCACUUCCUCCUACCUUUCCUGUUUCUUGUGAAUCUCCAAUGUGCUUCUGCGUUUGAACUUGAGAAUUUCUGGGCAAAGCUCUCUAGAGGAUCAAGAACAGACGAUGUCUAGAAUCUUAACCCUGAUGAGUACCACUCCUCAGAUGAUCCGUUUCACAUUCCUGGGUUGUUCUGUCAUGUUCUUAUAUGCCAUCCUAGGACUAAUAUGAACCUCUCGUGAGCAGAUGGACAGCAACACCGAUGGGCUGGUUGACUUUGACGAGUUUGUGGCGGCGACCCUCCACGUGCAUCAGCUCGAGGAGCACGACUCCGAGAAAUGGCAGUCCCGCUCCGAGGCUGCAUUCCAGAAGUUUGACGUCGACGGGGACGGAUUCAUCACCCCCGAGGAACUCAGAGUGGUUAACCCGAGGAACCCAUCUUUGAGACAUCCGGCAGAGUUCGAAGAUUUUCCCCAAUGGGCUGAUUCUUUGAUUCUUUCCUGUUUUUUUCUUUUUUUGUGGUAUCCGCAGCACACGGGGCUGAAGAGCUCCAUCGAGCCGUUACUGGAGGAGGCCGACACCGACAAGGACGGGAAGAUCAGCUUGUCUGAGUUCCGUCGGCUACUGAGGAGCGUGAGCUCCCGCAACAUCCCCGCUCCUUCGGUAGCCCGAAAUUCCCGCAAAAUGUAG
Messenger RNA from Spirodela intermedia, 5415 nucleotides. The record is from the annotation of a GenBank genome assembly. NCBI's taxonomy places the organism in Eukaryota, Viridiplantae, Streptophyta, Magnoliopsida, Alismatales, Araceae.